Molecule: messenger RNA, 2095 nt
Organism: Misgurnus anguillicaudatus (oriental weatherfish)
Lineage: Eukaryota; Metazoa; Chordata; Actinopteri; Cypriniformes; Cobitidae
Source: RefSeq, a predicted model, not a curated record
GUAUCCAAGCUGCACUAACUGUGUUGUUGUGUCCAAGCUGCCUGUAAAGGAAGAGAGAGAACGAGAGUGAACGUCAGUAGAACGAACUGUGGACAGUCACACAUGCCCGAGCUGUAAACAGCAGAGAGGUGAGAAGUAUCCAAGUUGCACUAACUGUGUUGUUGUGUCCAAGCUGCCUGUAAAGGAAGAGAGAGAACGAGAGUGAACGUCAGUAGAACGAACUGUGGACAGUCACACAUGCCCGAGCUGUAAACAGCAGAGAGGUGAGAGGUAUCCAAGCUGCACUAACUGUGUUGUUGUGUCCAAGCUGCCUGUAAAGGAAGGGAGAGAACGAGAGUGAACGUCAGUAGAACGAACUGUGGACAGUCACACAUGCCCGAGCUGUAAACAGCAGAGAGGUGAGAAGUAUCCAAGUUGCACUAACUGUGUUGUUGUGUCCAAGCUGCCUGUAAAGGAAGAGAGAGAACGAGAGUGAACGUCAGUAGAACGAACUGUGGACAGUCACACAUGCCCGAGCUGUAAACAGCAGAGAGGUGAGAAGUAUCCAAGUUGCACUAACUGUGUUGUUGUGUCCAAGCUGCCUGCAAAGAGAGAGAGAAGACGGGGGUGAAUGUCAGGAGAGUGACCUGUGGAAAAAGACCAUACUUACCAAGAGCUAUCAGCAAACCGACAGGUGAGGACGAUCCCCGUCCAGGCCAAACGAGUCUUCGUGUCCCAGUCGAAGCCUGUGGAAAGAAACACCAAGUGGAGUGAGCAGAGAGAAGAGGAGGGCGCCACGGAUAGCGGAGUUGGCAGGAGCCUGUGUUCCCCGUCCCUUUCCGCCCAUUACCUGGGUCACCCGCCCCUGGAACCCCCGUUGCCCUCUUCCCCCUUCUGCCACUUUCCCGUGCUGUGGUCUGCCUGGAAGGCAGAGAGAGGAAGCUAGUUUUAAUUGCCCCUUCCCCAUUCCCCCAGUUAUUUUAAAUAUUUAAAUAAAGUUUGUUUUAAUACUUACCUGCUCUCGUGUUGUUUGGUCAUUGGGUUGGCUUUGGGGACCUCCUCGAGGUGGAAGUUGAGAAGGGGCGUGGCUUUAGGGUUAGCAGCCAGCCCCUAGCCGUGACAGAUUUUGGCGUAGUCGGCAGGGUUCCACCUCGAGUUGAGUAACCAGGGUCGCCCAAUGACCGACAACGCGGGGCCCGCAGCCCCACCCCGUGCCACGUCCAUCAUCAUGGGUAGCCCAUGGAUGCAGAAGUAUGGAGAAGCAGAGUCGGAGGUCCGACUGACAGAGUGGAAGGCCCAACUCGAGUACUUGGCCGACCUACAGGGCCUUAGCGCCGCCCAGCGGCUCCAGUUUGUACUAAACUCCCUGGAGGGAGAAGCCCGGCGAGAGGUGCAGGCCGCCCCCGAAGCAGUUAGAGCCACCGCCCAGACCGUAUUCCAGUUUCUCACCGAACAAUAUGGUGACCAUACCCCCGUAGCUGUCCUCCGUUCCCAAUUUUUUAACUUUAAGCAAGGCCCCCGACAAACCAUUAGAGCGUUUGCCCUGAGGCUGCGGGAGCAGUUCACCCGAUUACAGGCCCGACGCGAUCAUGGGCUGGGAGACGGGGAGAACCUUCUACGCGACCAGUUCCUCCUGGGGAUGAAGGAGGGCCCCGUAAGGCAGAGUCUGAGGGUCCAGUUUCGGAGGGACCCCGGGCUCACCUUUGAAGACCUUAAGAAAGAGGCACUGGCCUUGGAAGGUGAUGAGGUCGAAGUCAGUGAGGCCCCAGUAUGCGCGGCGGUGAGCGAAACGGCACCCACACCACCUGAGCGGGCAGAUUGGAAGCAGGCCCUUAAGGCGGAACUGUUGAAGGACGUCCAGGAACAGAUAUCGGAGCUGUCUAAAGCCCUCUUGGGAGAGUUGCGCCAAGGAAGGGCGCGGGAGGAACCGAGGCCGGCCCCCCGAGAACGAACUUACUCGGAGCGAGGCCGAGAGCCACCCGGACGUCCAGACCGCUUUAACCGACCCCGCUUUGAAUGGGAUGACCAAGGGCGGCCCAUUUGCAAUCGCUGUGGUAAACCAGGGCAUAUCAGUCGCCAGUGUGGGCCUCGUAGGGCGUCGGAAGGGGGUUUUUAG